Linum tenue is the source of this 767-nucleotide messenger RNA. The record is from the annotation of a GenBank genome assembly. NCBI's taxonomy places the organism in Eukaryota, Viridiplantae, Streptophyta, Magnoliopsida, Malpighiales, Linaceae.
CCGCCGCUCUCACCUCUCUUCUCUCGUCCCUCGUCUCACUCUCUCUCGUCUCACCUCCCUCCUCUUCCAGAGAUCAAACAAAAUGAAACCCUAGCCGAAUCCAAACAUGUUGCCGCUCUCCCUCUCCGUCUCUCGUCUUUCUUUCCAUUCCCUCUGCCUCUCCGUCGACGGCGACGGGGAGGGCGGUGGAACUCGUUGGCAACCCUUCUCUCUCUCGUAUCCCUAUCCUACUCUCUUUUCCUACCCAGCAAUCGAAACCAAUCGAACUUCGAAACCAUUCUCCUCUUCUCUUGCCGCCGUUAGCAAAGACGACCCGACUGAAGAAACUCCUCAGAGCUUCUCCUCUAGCCGCUAACUCUUACUCUCCUCAAUCCGCCGUAGGUCGCUGAAAAUCGACCGGGGGACCUUCGAUCUAAAGGUUCGCCGCCGGCGAAAGCGACGAUGAGCGAAAUGGUGGCCGGAGCCGACAGCGACUCAGGGUCUCGCCGCAGGCAGAGAACCAGUCCGUCGACUGAUAUUUUUGGUAGGUAUGCUUCUGAAUUUGUGGCUUGUGUAUUUGAUAUCUUAUUCUUAAUUCCGAUGCUUUAUUUUGAUUUUGGUAUGUGGGUACGUGGAGGAGGGAGCGGUGCCGCCGCCGACGCAGAAACAACUGCCACCAGCCAGAGGAAACACCAGAACCUCUCGAACCCUCCCCUUUGCAGUGACUAAACGAAGAGAUUUAGGCUUGUAGUUUGUUUUGGGCUUGAAAUGAUGAUCAAAGGAGCCCA